Molecule: messenger RNA, 624 nt
Organism: Symbiodinium natans
Lineage: Eukaryota; Dinophyceae; Suessiales; Symbiodiniaceae
Source: the annotation of a GenBank genome assembly
AUGCUGAGCGUCGUCUGCACCCUUUUGCCCGACGACCCCUACGAAUUCAUGACCAACCACGUAGCGUCCAACCGCCCCGCGCCCCCGCCUCCCGAGGGAGGGCAGCUGGGUAGCGGUGCCUUGUGGGUGUUGCUGCCGGGAGGCGACCCACUAUGUGCGGAGCACUGGAGAUUGCGGCGCUGUUGGCUCUCGAGCAAGGGCACACUGUGCGUGAGCACAGCCCCUGCGACGGUCCAGCAGGAUGGCAGCAAACUGAUGUACCGCGCGCCCGACAACAAGGCUCCCACCACCUUCCCUGUGGAGGUGGGUAGCACCUAUAGAGAACUGGACGAGGAUGAGACUGCCCGACCCUUUGGCUUCAUCGUCACGAAGAAGGGCUCCAGCAUGUUCUUGGCGGCGGGCUCAGAGGAGCAGCGGGACGAAUGGUUCAACCUCCUUGGCCACUUUUCGGACGCAGAUCGGCGCAAGGGUCCUCCGCCCGCUGUUGGCAAGAUCCUGUCCCCGAGGGCGGAAGGCCUCGGUGGCACGCAGGUGAGGGGCGAAACAUUGCAUGCAUGGCCCGGCGAGACCCCUAACUCUACACCUAAAUAUUGGGAUGUUCCCCCUUCUACUAACAGUCCUUAA